This is a messenger RNA of Pararge aegeria (speckled wood butterfly), 1153 nucleotides long. RefSeq lists its product as uncharacterized. Lineage: Eukaryota; Metazoa; Arthropoda; Insecta; Lepidoptera; Nymphalidae. The record is from RefSeq and is a predicted model, not a curated record. Bases 745 to 1050 code for a protein of 101 amino acids. The transcript has 4 exons.
UUCAAUUUUUGUCUCCAGCGUAUUUUAACCUUGCUAACAAUAAGAACAUGCAGUAUCCGAAUUCUGGCUUAUUGCAUGCAGUGCAUUGUGUCCAAAAACACAGGAGACGUCUCUAGCACCCAGCAAGCCUCACUUCACACAGCUCACAAACUUUUCACAUUUUCCUCAUUUUAUGGUAUACGUUCAGAGGUAAAAUAAUUACUGUCAACUGCUAAAUGAAUAAAGUGACUAACUGCCAGUCUAGUAGCAUUACUAAAGUGGAGUGGUUUUUGAUGCUUCAAUAUUAGCCGUCUACGCGGAUUCUGUAUGUUCUUAAUUCUGUGAACUUUGGUAUAGAUAUCGGUAGUAUGAGCAGCCGCGACACCUGGGUGCCGCUGACGGCGGGUGUGGUGGUCAGUGCUGGGCUGUUGGUGCUGCUCUACAAGGUGCUGAGCGGCAGCGCCAACGCUAAAGCCAACUACAAUUACGGUGCAGCGAUCUAUGUCUGCUCCUGCGAGAAAGGCGGUCCUUCCUUGUGCCAAAUUCACGGAAAGAAGGCCGCAUAAAAACAAAAAAGUGCCAAUCUGUCUGAAUUUAUUCUGUCACAAUAUCAACCUACUGUCUGGAUAAUAGUUGAAUUGGUAAAAUGUGUCACUUUGUUUAUUCAAUAAAUAGAAAUAUGUUAUUCCUGAAGAUGGAAGCUCAAAAAUUAUUGUAAAAUGCUUUUUUUACCUAAAUAGAAUUUUGACUAUCCUAAUAAAGGAAAUGUGCGAUUGCGCUGAGGAAUUGGAACGGAAAUCUUCGCGCAGCCAUCCUAUACCUCCGCUACAGUCCGAAGCGUCGUCCCUCUGCGGGUGGACAGGGCUCCAGGGCUCGUCUCCAGGCCGAGGUGGCUGGGCCAAAGGCUGGGUUCCGGUCAUAGGAUGCACGACCUUCCUUUUUGCACUCUUUUACAAAUUCAAGGACAAGGUCAAGGCGCUGUUAUGGGGCAGUGACCCUUGCGAUGGUUUCGUAAGGAAAGUGAAACCGGUACCACAAACAAAAAGCAAAAUUUGUGAUUGCAAGAACUAAUGUAAUUAAACACCCAUACCUAAAAAUCUGAUUUUUACAGCCAUUUGAGUGUAGACAUUUUUACAUUUUAAAGAAAAUUGGUCAAUAAAAGCAAUUAAACUAA